This is a messenger RNA of Phascolarctos cinereus (koala), 1320 nucleotides long. The record is from RefSeq and is a predicted model, not a curated record. Lineage: Eukaryota; Metazoa; Chordata; Mammalia; Diprotodontia; Phascolarctidae.
UUUAUUUUCCAUAUGAUGUUGACUCAGCCUGGAUCCACAACUGUUCAUAUUCAAAUUUGAACUUGGAUCUUCCCGACUCUGAGCCCAGCAGGCUCUGCACUCACUAAGCUACCUGGACCAAUUACUGAAAGGGACCUCAGAGAACAUCAGCAUCUCUCUGGUUGGGUUCCCAUCAGCCAUGAUCUGGACCAUGAAGUGGAAUCACCAGCACUCUUCCUACAACAGCCCUACUCUAUGUUUUUACCUCAUAUACCUCAUCCUUGUCCUUUCUGGUACUCCUAGCUCAGGCACAUUCACAGUAUCUGGCCCUCUGGUCCAGCCCAUCCGGGCCUGGGUGGGGGAAGAUGUCCAGCUCUCCUGUCACCUCUCCCCUAAGAUGGAUGCUCGGGGCAUGACUGUGAAGUGGGUCAGAGGCCCACUGGUUGUGCACUUGUACCGCAUGGGCCAGGAGAUGGAGGAAGUCCAGGCCCCUGCAUUCCAAGGGAGGACAAAGAUGCUGAGAGAGGAUAUGGCUGAGGGGAAGGUGACCGUGAUCGUCCAUCAGGUCAAGCUUUCUGACACUGGCCAGUACACAUGUUAUUUCCAGACAGGCACCAUUUACAAUGAAACCAGCUUUGACCUUCACGUAUCAGAACUCCCCACAGGACACUUCACUGUGAUUGGCCCUGCUCAGGUCAUUCAAGCCAAGCAGGGGGAGGAUGCCAUGCUCUCCUGUCACCUCUCCCCUAAGAUGGAUGCUAGGAAAAUGAUUGUGAAAUGCUUCCGAGACCAGACUCUUGUGCAUGGCUACUGUAAUGAGGAUGAAGUGGAGGAAACGCAGGACCCUGAGUUCCAGGGAAGGACUGAAAUGCUGAAAAAUGACAUGGCAGAGGGGAAGUUGAUCUUAAGUAUCCAUCAGGUCCAGGUCUCUGACGCUGGUCAGUACAUUUGCCAUUUCUGGUCACAUAACUAUUCCAGUGAUGCCCAUUUUGAACUACAGGUAGCAGAGAGUAUCCCCACAUCUGAGGAGACACUUCAUAAAAAGAUUAUUUUUGUUUUACCGGCGGUCUUCAUUGGUUCCCUCUUUGUGAUUUAUAUCUUCCACCAAAUACAACUCCAGAGAGCCAGAGAAGAUAUUAUUCCACAGUGUCCAGCUCAAGGAAGAGGACGGAGAAGCAGGAGGGACCCACUUGCCCCUCCUGGAGAGGUCCAACUUUCGCAUAAGUCACCAGAAUCUUCUAUCCGUUCUUGAUACAGGAAGGGAUAGGUAGAGCAGCAUGACUGGAGAGCAGUGCCUUCUUUUGUGUCCCCUUUCCCUCUUGGUGGGGGAGAGGGGAGUAG